CUAAAAUGGCGGCAGCACUCAGCCCGACGUCUCUGGAGUCGGCCCCGCGAAUCAUGCGGCUGGUGGCGGAGUGCAGCCGAUCCAGGGCCCGGGCAGGGGAGCUACGGCUGCCGCACGGGCCGGUAGCCACUCCCGUGUUCAUGCCAGUGGGCACGCAGGCCACUAUGAAGGGCAUCACGGCCGAGCAGCUGGACGCUCUGGGCUGCCGCAUCUGCCUGGGCAACACCUAUCAUCUGGGUCUGAGGCCGGGCCCCGAGCUGAUCCAGAAAGCCCACGGUCUCCACGGCUUCAUGAACUGGCCCCACAAUCUACUGACGGACAGCGGCGGCUUCCAGAUGGUGUCUCUGGUGUCCCUUUCCGAGGUGACGGAGGAAGGCGUCCGCUUCCGUUCCCCUUACGAUGGCGACGAGACCCUUCUGAGCCCGGAGAAGUCCGUGGAGAUCCAGAACGCUUUAGGCUCAGACAUCAUCAUGCAACUAGAUGAUGUGGUCAGCAGCACUGUGACGGGGCCACGCGUGGAGGAGGCUAUGUACAGGUCCAUCCGCUGGCUGGACCGGUGCAUCGCAGCCCAUCAGCGACCAGACAAGCAAAAUCUCUUUGCCAUCAUCCAGGGUGGGCUAGACGCGGAUCUCCGGACCACCUGCCUCGAAGAGAUGACCAAGAGGGACGUGCCGGGCUUCGCCAUCGGGGGCCUGAGCGGGGGCGAGAGCAAGGGCCAGUUCUGGAGGAUGGUGGCGCUGAGCACCUCAAGGCUGCCUAAGGACAAGCCGCGCUACCUGAUGGGGGUCGGCUAUGCCACCGAUCUGGUGGUCUGCGUGGCUCUUGGAUGUGACAUGUUCGACUGCGUCUUCCCCACGCGGACGGCGCGCUUUGGCUCAGCUUUGGUGCCCACCGGGAACCUGCAGCUGAAGAAGAAGCAGUAUGAGAAGGACUUCCGGCCCAUAGACAACAACUGUGCCUGUCCCACCUGCCAGAAGCACAGCCGGGCCUUCCUGCACGCUCUGCUGCACAGCGACAACACGGCCGCCCUGCAUCACCUCACCGUCCACAAUAUUGCCUACCAGCUGCAGCUGAUGAGCGCCGUGAGGGCCAGCAUCGUGGAGAAGCGCUUCCCUGACUUCGUCCGGGACUUCAUGGGCACCAUGUAUGGGGACCCCACCCUCUGUCCCACCUGGGCCACUGAAGCCCUGGCCUCGGUGGGGAUCACUCUGAGUUGAUCUGGUUUGGGGGGCAGGAGGGAGGGG
Molecule: messenger RNA, 1244 nt
Organism: Enhydra lutris kenyoni (northern sea otter)
Lineage: Eukaryota; Metazoa; Chordata; Mammalia; Carnivora; Mustelidae
Product: queuine tRNA-ribosyltransferase catalytic subunit 1
Exons: 10
Coding region: 6-1217 (403 amino acids)
Cellular component (GO): cytosol
Molecular function (GO): tRNA-guanosine(34) queuine transglycosylase activity
Source: RefSeq, a predicted model, not a curated record